Messenger RNA from Austrofundulus limnaeus, 2592 nucleotides. It is a transcript of the gene ripk2, whose product is annotated as receptor-interacting serine-threonine kinase 2. The coding region runs from base 352 to 2085 and encodes 577 amino acids. The transcript has 11 exons. The record is from RefSeq and is a predicted model, not a curated record. Gene Ontology annotation, molecular function: JUN kinase kinase kinase activity; ATP binding. Gene Ontology annotation, biological process: protein phosphorylation; positive regulation of canonical NF-kappaB signal transduction; innate immune response. Lineage: Eukaryota; Metazoa; Chordata; Actinopteri; Cyprinodontiformes; Rivulidae.
AGCCAAACUCAGCUGCCAUCUACUCAGCUCAACUAGCGUCCAGCUUAGACUCAGUCUGUGGCUGUUGGUUACCUGGCAGCGUAGCAUCAGUAAAGCAAGAAGUGAAAGCGUACACAUCCAGUCUCGAGGCGUGCUGGCAGUAAAAAAAGGGAAACCGUGCACUGGGUAGUCUAUUCGACCGUCGUCCUCCGUUGCGUUAACGUUAGCUAACCUUGCUAACAGUCGCGAGUCGCUUCAUCAGUAAAUGGGAAAGCUGUUGUUUCCCGACGUGUUUACUAAAAGAGGCAGAGUUCAGCUGAACUCGUUGACCGACUGAUACUUCCCGUAAAAAAGAAAAAAAGAAGACCACUAAUGGAGCGGCUCGGGGCCGCGGGCUGCGUCAACAUCGGCAGCCUGACGAGCACUUUGCCCGUGAUCCCGUACCAGAAGCUGACGGACCUGUACUACCUGAGCAGAGGGGGCUUUGGCACCGUGUUCAAGGCGCAGCACUCGGACUGGAGGACCACCGUGGCCAUCAAGUGCCUAAAGCUCGACUCUGUGGGAGAAAGAGAGAGGAAAUGUCUGCUGAAGGAGGCCGAGGUGCUUCACAAAGCCAGGUUCAACCACAUCAUCCARAUCUUUGGCAUCUGCAACGAGCCCGAGUUCUUCUGCAUAGUCACGGAGUUCAUGAGCAAUGGCUCUCUGGACCAGCUGCUCCACGAGAAAGAAAUGUACCCCAUCCUUGGUUGGUGUUUGCGUCUGAGGAUUCUGUAUGAGAUUGCCCUUGGGGUGAACUUCCUUCACAACAUGACCCCACCUCUUUUACAUCACGACCUGAAGACUCAGAACAUACUGCUGGACGGCGAGUUCCAUGUGAAGAUCGCGGACUUUGGUCUCUCGAAGUGGCGGCAGCUGUCUGUCAGUAAAGGUUCUGGGUCCAAGCCCACAGAGAUGGAGGGCACAGUCAUCUACAUGCCCCCAGAGGAGUACGAACCCUCCAAGAACCGCCGGGCGGAUGUGAAGCACGACAUGUACAGUUACGCCAUCAUUAUGUGGGAAGUGCUGUCCAGGAAGAUACCGUUUGAAGAGGUGACCAAUCCCAUGAAGAUUAUGUUCAGUGUGCUGCGUGGGAACCGUCCCGACACCAGCCUGGAAAACUUGUCAGCUGACAUCCCCAGCAGAGAGACUCUCAUCAGCCUGAUGACCUGCGGCUGGACCUCUAAUCCCGACGAGCGACCUUCUUUCCUGAAAUGUUUGAUUGAGCUGGAGCCCAUGGUGAGGACGUUUGAUGAAAUAGACUUUUUGGAGGCUGUGCUGCAGAUCAAGAGGGCAAAGCUGAAGCGGACUUCAGGUUGUUGUUGUUCUCCUCAGCCUGUAUGUGAGAAGAGCAACGAGCAGGAGUCACUGAUCAUCCUGAAGAACCGACCCGGUCUGUGGCCCAUGGAGCACUCCACAUCAGGAUUGUGCUCCUAUCAGGACACGAACAUGUCUCUACCAGGAGUCCUCACCAUCAGCAGUGCUCCUUCAUCUGAAGAGGGCCUUCCAUCCUCAUUCAUAGCUCCUAAUCUGGAGGCUCCGGAGUCUCUGAAGGACCCUGGUCAGCCCAACAACGUGAACGGCUUUGAAAGCGCCAAACCUCUGAAUGAUUUAAACCAGCCUGUCAAACCUGUCCUGCCUGUCACAGAGCUGGAGACACUCAUGGGUAACUCCACCCUCAUAGUUGGGAACACUUCACCAGUUCAACACUCCCCCCCUUCUCAAGGUCCCAUCGCCCAGUGGAUCGCCACCCGCCGUGAGAACAUCGUCUCCCAGAUGACAGAUGCCUGUCUGAACCAGAGUUUGGACGCGCUGGUCGCCCGCAACAUGAUCAUGCAAGAGGAUUACGAACAGAUCACCAACCAGCUGACACGCACCGCCAGGGUCCGCCAGCUGCUGGACCACUGUCAUAGACACAACGAGGACUUCUGCAGAGUCAUCGUCUGCAAGCUGCUGGAGAACAGGCAGGGAGGCCUGCAGCCGUACCCGCCUGAGAUCAUCUCCCCUACAGGYGCCAGCCCCAGCGCGCCGCCGCUGUCCAUGUCCUACAACAUCCCCAGGAACGUGUAGCCAGAAGGAAAUGGAUGCUCCUCACAUGAACAACUUUACUCCACCAGGGUUUCCUCCAGUGUGUCAUUACCCUGCCCCCCCAGUCAGGCUUAGCAUCAUUUAUUUAUUUAGAACCAGCACCUGUUUAAAUARCCUGAACAACAUUCGGAAUGUGGCGCCCGCCAACUGAUUUACGUGGUCCUUUUUUGUUGCUGCACCUCUAAUCAGCAAGCUAGAGCUGUGUCCAAAUGUAGGUGCUGCAUCCUUCCGAGGUCAAAUUUGUCGGCCGAUURCAUCACAAUGAUGUGCCGAAGGCUGUCCAUAUUUAAAGACUUCUCCAAUUACAGCCCACAAAUAUGUUCUCCUUUUUUGAGAGUCAGGUCCAAUGUAUCCUUCUCAGCCCACCCUUUCCCAAGAUUCAUUGCGUACCGACUGGAGAUUUUUUUUUGCUUGGAGUGGUGGACGAAACGAGAGAAAGGAAUACAGUUUUAAAUAAAAGUCUGGCGGUAUACAAACAGAAAGUUUAAA